Molecule: messenger RNA, 345 nt
Organism: Plenodomus lingam JN3
Lineage: Eukaryota; Fungi; Ascomycota; Dothideomycetes; Pleosporales; Leptosphaeriaceae
Source: RefSeq, a predicted model, not a curated record
AUGUCGCCCCAUCGCCCGCGCUCGUCGAUGAACUCGGACUUGAACAAGCCACUACCACCAUCACCCUUGAUUUUAGAGAAGAGCAAUCGAAAACCAUGCACCUCCAACCCGAGCCAUACCCACAUCGUCACUCAACUUCGAAUACAAACCCAAAUGAUCACUAUCGCCACGGUUACUCUCGCAGCAUGCCAAGUUCUCCACGAGGCUUCCACCACUCUUCAGCCCUGCACGAUCCUAAUUUCGACCGAACCAAACAACGUACUUCCACGAACAGCGGCCCAAUUCGACGAGCAACUACGACACAACAACCCCUUCGAGAUUGUGUACGACCCUUCCGUCAAGUAA